AUGAAAGAAGACUACGAGAUUGAAGAGAAAAAGGAAGCUGCUGCUGAUUUAUUGUUCAACUAUUCCAAGUUUGUGAUGGCAUGUAUCGGGAACCAAGUUCGCCCUUGCGACAUGAGAUUGCAUCUCAUGAAGGAGAUAUCAGGGAUGCCAACUUCUCUGAAGAAAGAGCCUUCUCAGAUGGCAAACUCACCUGAUGCGAUGGGUGAAUCCUCCAGCUCCGGUACUGCGAGGCUUGAUAAAGUCGACAGCUUUCAUGCACAUUAG
Linum trigynum is the source of this 264-nucleotide messenger RNA. The record is from the annotation of a GenBank genome assembly. Lineage: Eukaryota; Viridiplantae; Streptophyta; Magnoliopsida; Malpighiales; Linaceae.